Funneliformis geosporum is the source of this 381-nucleotide messenger RNA. The record is from the annotation of a GenBank genome assembly. Lineage: Eukaryota; Fungi; Glomeromycota; Glomeromycetes; Glomerales; Glomeraceae.
AUGCGGAUGACUGAAUCUUUACAAAUAUUCUCAGGAAAGUCUAGGUUAUUAUCGGUUGUCCAGUUACCUAAAGAAAAUAAUUGUAAUACCAGAUUAGAACAGUUUUCGAAAAAUGGCAAUGCUUUAACGAUAACUGUACAAACAAAUGGACUAGUGCAUACUUGGACCUCUCUUAAAAAGUAUAAAGAAGGCAUUGAAGCCGAAUUUAAGAAUAGAAAGGAUCGAAUGUAUCAAAAGUGCGAACAUUGUCAUAGAGAAAACCCAAAUAAACACGAGGCAAGACAUACGACGUUAGAAAAGAAAAAGGGACCAAGAUCGCAUGCGAGACAUCAAAAGAGCCUGUGUGUAAAGUGUAUUUCUGGAUCAAUAUGUGAUGCAUAG